Messenger RNA from Lolium perenne, 1439 nucleotides. RefSeq names its product basic leucine zipper 23. Gene Ontology annotation, biological process: regulation of transcription by RNA polymerase II; DNA-templated transcription. Lineage: Eukaryota; Viridiplantae; Streptophyta; Magnoliopsida; Poales; Poaceae. Gene Ontology annotation, molecular function: RNA polymerase II cis-regulatory region sequence-specific DNA binding; DNA-binding transcription factor activity, RNA polymerase II-specific. The record is from RefSeq and is a predicted model, not a curated record.
CCUCCCCUCCCAUCACGCGCACCCAAAUCGAUCAACCCACCACACCAAAUCCCCCCAACAAAAUUCUCUUCCCCCGCGCCGGCGCCGGCGCCGCCGCAGCCCCAACGCCGGUUUCCGCCGUAACCCACCAGCCCUCCUCCCGCCCGCCGAAGCGCACCUGCGCGUGCUUCCCCGGUCGCCGCCAAUCGCGGCCAUGGACGACGGGGACCUCGACUUCUCGAACCCGGAGGCGUUCCUGUGCCCGUCCCUCGGCGCCGACGCCCCGGGCGGCUGCUCCAUGGACAGCUACUUCGACGACAUCCUCAAGGACACGGAGCACCUCGCCUGCACGCACACCCACACCUGCAACCCGCCCGCGCACGACCUCUCGCACACCCACACCUGCGUCCACGUCCACACCAAGGUCGUCUCCGCCUCCUCCGACGGCGCCGAGUCCCCCUCCGCCGACGCCGCCGCCUCCAAGAAGCGCCGCCCCUCGGGCAACCGCGCCGCCGUGCGCAAGUACCGCGAGAAGAAGAAGGCGCACACGGCCCUGCUGGAGGAGGAGGUGGUCCACCUCAAGGCCCUCAACAAGCAGCUCAUGCGGAAGGUCCAGAACCACGCCGCGCUAGAGGCCGAGGUCGCCAGGCUCCGCUGCCUGCUCGUCGACAUCAGGGGCAGGAUCGAGGGGGAGAUCGGCGCCUUCCCCUACGGCCGGCCCGUGGUGAAGAGCGCCGUCGAUUUGGUCCCUGCUGGUGGGGUUGACCUUGCUGGGGGCGCCGCCCAGGUCAUGAACUCCUGCGGUUUCAGGUGCAACGAUCAGCUCUACUGCAAUCCCGGGAUGCAGAUGAGGACCAUGGGCGACGACGCCGCUAUGGGUGCCCAGGUCUUUGGACAGGGCCCCGGUGAUUUCUCCAAUGCUCAGUGCAUGGGGACUGCGAAAUCUGGAUCCACAAUGCCACCAGGCUGUGGGGGUAUGGGUACUAUGCCUUCGGGCUGUUUGCCAAAUUCUGAACGGAAUUGAAGGACUUGCGAGGUGCUUAUCUUCUCCUUGCCGGAGACUACCAGUCUACGCAUGCAAGGAAGACUGUACAAAGUGCUAGCUUCUAUUUGUAGUGUCGUGUUCUGUCUUGAGCUGUCGGAGUGCUUGUGAUGGCGUCGCUGAUGACGUCUCAACGGUGCCUGAGGCGCUGCAAGUUCGUUGGCUCACAGGGACAUCCCCCUUUGCGUUUCAUGUUCAGUUUUGUUCCUGGAGUUCGAAAGCCUUUCUCCUAUCCCCUAGGUACUCUCCGGCAAAGAGUAGAGGUGGGCAGGAUUCGACGGAACCGUGAAUAAGUAGAUGCUCACCAUCUGUGAGGUCCAGGCCUCAAGCUAGAUAUGAACUUUGUGUAAAACUCUGUCCUGCAUGAACUCUUCCUGAGUUUCGGGUAGGUGGUAAUGGUAUGCAUGCGUUGCAAUCG